AUGUGCGGUGUUCGAGGUGUUCUACCCAAGCCUCCUGCUCACAAGUUUGAAAACCAUGAUAUGCUUCGUGAGGCAGCUCGUACCAGGCCUAGUUCUGCCGAGCGUCAAGGAGAUGUAGACAUUCCUCCUCGAAGUUCGAGUCGUCUGCAUCGGUCAAAAGAUGGAGAUCGAAGUGGGAGUUUGCUCACAAUCCAACUGUUGAGUCACGGGCAGUCAAGCGUGGAGUUGACUCAGUAUCAUUGA
Molecule: messenger RNA, 243 nt
Organism: Prunus armeniaca (apricot)
Lineage: Eukaryota; Viridiplantae; Streptophyta; Magnoliopsida; Rosales; Rosaceae
Source: the annotation of a GenBank genome assembly